AUGGAAAAGGACUGCUUUAACUACGCCAAAGGUUGCGAAGAUUGUCAAAGGAAUGGUCCGAUACAGCACCUGCCAGCUGUCCCUUUGAAUCCGAUCGUCAAACCUCGACCUUUCAGAGGAUGGGCUAUGGAUUUUGUAGGCAAAAUCGUGCCCAAUUCGAGUAAUGAGCACACAUUCAUUAUCGUGGCCACCGAUUAUUUCACAAAAUGGGUGGAGGCGAGUGCAGUCAAAUCUAUCUCUUCCUCAAUAGUGAUCGCCUUCAUUAAACAACACAUCAUCCACAGGUUUGGAAUUCCAGAAACAAUCACGACUGACAGGGGCACAUCCUUCAUUUCCAAGGAAAUCCAGGACUUUUCGGACGCCUACGGCAUUAAAUUCGUACAAUCUAGUCCCUACUUCCCACGGGCAAACGGUCAGGCAGAAUCUACUAACAAAGUCUUGAUCAACAUCAUCAAAAAGAUGGUCGAGAGCAACCCUAGGGACUGCCACGAAAGGUUAUCCAAGGCGCUUUGGGCGGAUCGGACCUCGAAGAAGACAUCCAUCGGUACUACCCCUUUUGCAUUAACGUACGGUCACGAUGCAGUUCUGCCAGUUGAAAUCAACGUGCAAUCUCUACGCCUAGAGAAACAACCUGACAUGGAUGACGCAGCUUAUAUUGAAUCCAUGAUGAAGGAAUUGGAGGAGUUAAGCCCGAUUCGGGCCAAAGCCUUAAAUCAUCUCAUGAUAGGAAAACAGGCAGUGGCUCGAGCUUACAACAAAAGGGUCCGAGGAAAGACGUUUGAAGAAGAAGAGCUCGUCUGGCGAGCUAUUCUACCCGUAGGAGCCCACGUGUCAGGAUUCGGGAAGUGGAGCCCAACUUGGGAAGGUCCAUUUCUGGUGAACAGAAUCUUGGGAAAAGGGGCUUACCUACUGCAAGACAUGAACGGAACCCUCCACCAACACCAUAUUAACGGGCAAUGGUUAAAAAAGUUCAUUCCUUCUUUAUGGGAAGCAACAGGCAUCGAUCUUAGUGAUGACCAAAGGGGUAACGUAUAA
This is a messenger RNA of Prunus avium (sweet cherry), 1035 nucleotides long. The record is from RefSeq and is a predicted model, not a curated record. NCBI's taxonomy places the organism in Eukaryota, Viridiplantae, Streptophyta, Magnoliopsida, Rosales, Rosaceae.